Molecule: messenger RNA, 1581 nt
Organism: Entamoeba invadens IP1
Lineage: Eukaryota; Evosea; Mastigamoebida; Endamoebidae
Product: ovarian-specific serine/threonine protein kinase Lok, putative
Exons: 2
Coding region: 1-1581 (526 amino acids)
Biological process (GO): peptidyl-serine phosphorylation; autophagy
Cellular component (GO): cytoplasm
Molecular function (GO): protein binding; ATP binding; protein serine/threonine kinase activity
Source: RefSeq, a predicted model, not a curated record
AUGAGUCUGUCAAAUAGUAAUCCACCUCGAUCUCUCGCAAAACGCGUUCAAGAAAAAAACGAAGAACCGUGGGGAAUUUUGAUUUCGGAUGACAAACAAAAGUGUGGUGAUAUUAAUCUGUAUGGACUUAUAGCAGUUGUUGGACGAGAGACCCCACAGUUGGUUAAUGCUCAUAACACCAUUUCUGCGAUUCACCUUGCUAUAACUCCGGAAUUUACGCCCGAGUGUACAUACAAGAUUACUGAUUUUAGUACAAAUGGGACGUUUGUGAAUGGACGUACAGUUGGGUAUGGUCUAUCCAUUCGAUUAAUGUCGUACGAUGAAAUCAGCUUAGGAUUUAAAGGACUUGAAGGGACUUUGUCGUUCACAUUUGUUGGGUAUAACGACGAGAGGUAUCAAGCGCAUGAGUGGAUGUCACAAUUUACUGUUCAGAAAUGCAUAGGGAAUGGUUCUUUUGGGACUGUUCGCCGUGUCCGACACAACAAGAGUGGAGUGUAUGGUGCGAUGAAGUUGUAUUCAGUUUCUGAGUCUGCGAUUGGGUCUUCACGUGAAGAAGCCUUUGAUGCUGAAUUGAAGAUCUUGAACGAACUAGCCCAUCCGAAUAUUGUUUCAAUGUUGUCUUAUAAGAAGACCAAACUUACGACGUUUCUUGUUAUCGAGCUUGCGGAAGGUGGGUCUUUACAAGAUGAAAUAGACCGAUGUGGAGGACUAUCAUUGAAUCGUACACGUCUUAUAAUGUAUCAAAUAGUCCAAGGAGUGAGGUAUAUGCAUUCGAAAAAGGUAGUCCAUCGCGACUUGAAACCGGACAACAUCUUGUUAGCGCGCCAAAACUCCGAUUGGGUGAAGAUCACUGAUUUUGGGACGGGGAUCAUGGCAAAUCUUUUGAAUAAAACGAACACGUUUUGUGGGACCCCGGCGUACAUGUCACCGGAGAUCGUCAGAGUACAAACAGAAAACGACAAGACGUACGAUGCUAAGAAGAACGAUUGCUGGGCGAUUGGCAUUAUUCUGUAUCAGGUCUUCACAGGGAAACUGCCAUUUACGCCGACUGAUACGUCGGAUGAGGACUGCGGGAUGACUGAUCUGUUCCAAGCGAUGAAGGAAGGGAAUUUCUUCCCAUACGAAGAACAACACUUUAAAUCGAAGGAGGGGGCGAACGAUGUCAAAUACACUGUCCACUCCAUUCUACAGUACACAGAAGUGGAUCGCCCGGAGGCGUUUGAGAUCAUGGAAAUGCCAUUCUUUAAGAGCGUCAAUGUGUUGAUUGCAUCUCUGAAGGGACUUGCGGAGGACGAAAACACUGCGAGCGUGUAUGGCGGCAAAAAUGAGGUAACACGAAUGAAAGAAGCGGUCAAGAUUAUCGAAGAGACGAUUAAAGAGAGAGAACAGGAGCCCGAGAAAACAAAGAACAUGGAAAGCAAUCCAAGAGAGAUUAAACCCCCAACUGCUUAUGUCGAACUACUCGAAAGGAAUGCAAAUACAACAUCAGAAGACGAUACAGAAGAACUCGACAAAAAGAUCGAAGCUACGAAAGCGAAGGAAGUGGCGCCGAUGGAAAAGGUGGAAAAGAUAGAAGCGUAG